Molecule: messenger RNA, 3915 nt
Organism: Owenia fusiformis
Lineage: Eukaryota; Metazoa; Annelida; Polychaeta; Sabellida; Oweniidae
Source: the annotation of a GenBank genome assembly
AUUUUGGAUCAUGACACACCACAAAAUAAAUAUGGGGCAAAAAUUUCUACAAGAUGAAAAUCUGAACAAUUUCACCUCUUACUACAUAAAAAGACAGAUCGUAACUAUUUGAAUCAUUGCAGGGGGUAAAAUCAGCUACUGUGUGUGAUGCCUGGAAAAUUAAAGGUCCGGGUACUGAGUGGGCGGGACUUACCAGUGAUGGACAGGUCUAGCGACUCAACUGAUGCAUUUGUUGAGGUUCGUUUUGGCACAACCACAUUCAAGACUGACGUCUGCCGCAAAUCAUUGAAUCCCAGCUGGAAUUCUGAAUGGUUCAGAUUUGAAGUAGAUGAUGAGGAUCUCCAAGAUGAACCCUUGCAAAUAAGGGUAAUGGACCAUGAUACCUACAGUGCACAUGACUUGAUAGGCACUGUCUAUGUGGAUCUUAACCCCCUCCUGACUAGGGACAAUGCUGCAUUAAUCAGUGGCUGGUUCCCUGUGUAUGAUACAAUGCAUGGCAUACGCGGGGAGAUUCACUUGAAGGUCAAGGUUGAUCUCUUCUCUGACUUCAACAAGUUUAGACAGUCGUCAUGUGGUGUCCAAUUUUUCUAUACAUGUGGAGUUCCCCAAGGCUAUGUACUACAAGCAAUCAGGGGUUUUGUGGAAGAGCUUGUGGUGAAUGAUGACCCGGAAUAUCAGUGGAUCGACAAGAUACGAUCACCGAGGACUUCAAAUGAGACGAGACAGAGACUCUUCUCUAAGCUAUCAGGAGAGUUACAGAGAAAAAUUGGCUUAAAAGUGAUGGAAAUGGGAGGAAAUUCUGUCAUUGGAUACAAGCAGUGUUUUGACUUGGAGGGUGAGUCUGGCAUAGUAGUCCGAGCCAUUGGAACGGCUGUUACAGUCUCCCGAUUUACAACGAGUUCAUCCCCGCACAGUGCAUCUCCCGUCAGAGACGUCCCUGUACCAGAGGAAUCUGCAGUCACAAAUUCUCCAUCUGUUACUAUGGCAACAUCUGCAACCUGUACCUCAGGAUCUAAAGCUCUGUCGAGUUCCCCAUCAAAGUCAGCCAAUAUUCUGUUGAGGCGUCUAUCUGACUCUGACAUAGGAACCCCACCUAAAGGAAGUAGUAUAGCUGGAAGUGGUGGCAGCGGAAGUGGGGGUGGGGGAAGUGGUGGCGGGGUAGCAACCCGCCCCUCACAAAUGAGAUCUCUCUUACAGCAGGGGAACCAUAGUAUUGAUAUCAUGGAGUACCCAUUCUUCACCAUGACUAGUUUCCCUCGUGGAUUCAUUGUACAUAUAGGUGGCGUUGUAUCAGCCCGAUCUGUGAAACUCUUGGAUAGGAUUCAUAAUCCAGAUGAGCCAGAAACUCGUGAUGCAUGGUGGACUGAGAUUCGGACAGAAAUCAGGUCGCAUGCUAGAGCUGUAGGGUGCCAUUCUGUUGUAGGGUAUAGUGAACAGACAAGUAUAUGCGAUGAAAUUAUUAUAUUAUCGGCAUCAGGAACUGCUGCCCUCGUUAACUUAAACUGUGACCCUGAAUCUGCCAUGCGACAAAAUCUAUUAACAUUAUCAUUGGAUCGACAACAGUUUGAAAAAGAAAAAGAGAAAGUUAAAGUUCAUGAAAAGCUGCAUGUCGAUGUUAAUCUAGCCAAUCAGAAUGCUAGUGAUAGGCAUAGAUAUCUAUCGGAGGAGUCUGAGGAUGAUGGGAUGACAUACUCCUGCCGCCUCUGUCACAUUCCUUACAAUGAAAACAGCGCCCCCUUUCCAGUCAAUUUCAGCAAGUGUGCAAUAUGUGGGAAAUCCAAAGUUCCAGAUGUUCUAUUCACUACCAUAGAGCCACCCAGAGAGCUGUGUGUUAUAGGAAAAGGCUGCCUUAUACAAGCAAGAAUAUGCAGAGUGAAGAAAGAACUGAAAGGAGAGACAAAUGCCAAAGAAAUAAGUGAUAAUCUUCCAUUCAUGGAGUAUGAGCUUCACAAACAGUUACUGAGUAAACUGAAGAUAAAAGGAAUGAACCUGUUGUUUGGCUUGAAGAUCCAGGUCACAGUUGGCGAAGAAUUACUGGUUGCCAUAGCAACUGCAACUGCAGUGUUUGCUGGGCCUUUACCUGCUCCAAUUGCCCCAAAGAUCACUGGGAAGGGUGUUGACCCUAAUGAAGACAAAAGGUUAGAACGAAUGCAGAAUAAUAUUCUAGAUGCAGUGAAUAGCAACAGAGACCUCUAUGGACUACAUGUACCUGAGAACAAUCAAGGAGAGCCCAGUCCUCACAGUGACUAUGUUAUUGAUGAAACAGAGGAAGAAUUGUCAGAUCUUGAUUUGUCUUCUGGGAACAAAGAUACAUUCAUCUUAGAGAUAGAUGACGCUGAGGAUGAGGCCGUUGUAUCAGUGUUACUAGACCCCCAGAUUCCAUCAGGCUUUGAUACAUGCAACACUCAGAUUGUACCUGGCUUUCCAAACCUUGCGUGUAAUCUUCAGAUGUUUACACGAGUCUGGAGAGGCAAACUCAGUGAUCUCAAUAAUAAGGAGUUUUCCGCACUGUUUGAACAUGUACUCAGGAGUAUAUUUUUUAAACUGCGAACAAUGGUGCCAUGCUACGUGACCAACUUAGAUUUUAAUGUUGAAUUGCCAGAAGAUGACAAAAUACAGGUGUCCGUUACAGCCAUGUGUGUGGGGCUAGGAGAACCAGUUAAUCUGCUAGUCGGCACACAAUCUAGUCCUGACAAAGCUAAUAGACAAGGUGAUCCUGAUGAGAUGAUGUUUCACAUGGAGGGCUUGGGCAGCUGUAUUGAUGGCUCUGGUACUAAACCUCUGCCCACUGUGACCACUGAGGGUAUGCCAAGCCAACAAUCCUCCUUCAAUUCAAGUAAAAGUGCCAAAUCAGAGAAAAAGAUUGAAUAUCACAUGUCCCCAAAGCACUACGAUGGUAUCGAUCUGACCCCCCUACCAUUUAUCCCUGGGGCACACAUAGAGCAUUACCUUGGCAACAUCAAUUUUUUCAUCAUUAGAGAAAGCACAUCCAUAAGAGAGAGUGGAGGUCUUAGUGGUUUCGUGCAGAGUUUCAUAACAGAGGUGAUGGCCAUAGCCCGUGCACAUGUCGCAGCCCUGGGGGGCAAUGCACUUGUGGGGUACAAGAUGACAGAAUGUGUCCUACUUGACAACCCACAUAAAAAUCAGGCCCAGUGUCUGCUGAAUGUCUGUGGUGAUGUAGUACAUGUGUUAUAUGACAGGGACAGGGAUCAAGAUGAUGCACGCACAGCAGUCCUCGUACGUCAGGACUCUAUCAUGGACAGUCCAAAUGUUAGGGAACAAAUUGACAUCAAUGCUUCUAGCUGAUACAGUUUAAAACUUUCAUUAGUCUUUGCAAAGUACAGUAGACUGUCGUUGGCCUAUCUAGGGGUGGACUGUUCAUUGUCAUGCAUAAUGUCUGAGAGAUUCUGAGAGCUCAGACUUUAAUUUCUUUAAAGGUUAUCUAAACAUACAUUUGCAGUAUUACUAAAUUGAAGCCCAUGAUAGUAUUUUAAAACAAAGCAUCAUGUCCCAUGUAUUACAAAUGGAAAGUUGUUCUUUGUUUUGUGUGCUCACAGGUAUGUGACUGAUAGUUUUUUUAGCAUCAAGAAAAUCUCAUGAUAGGCCUCAGGGUGAGGGUAUUGCAUGGCCAUGUGCUUAGACAACUACUUGCCUUGGCCUAUUUAAUAUAACUGAGCUUGUUGAGACCUUGUUGUAUUAAAUUCUUAUAAUGGACAUAACAAAGGAAGGACAAACUGAAAAUGGGAGCAAAUAAAUAAAAAUCAGAAUUUGAGUUGCCACAAUCUACAGUAUUUAUUGUUCCAUAUAAAUUGUAUCGUAAUUGCACUGAUGGUUUACAAUAUUUAUUGUACUGCUGUUGAAUAAAAUUGGUGCUGUAAGUAAUUGUCUAUAGAUAUAUGGAAAUAAAUUGACAAU